GUCCUUGCUUUUGUCAACACAUUGAACUCCUCCUUGUUGUAUGUCGUUAUAUUAUUAGUUUAAUAAAUAGGCCUAAAUGUUAUAAGUUCUGAUGACCCAUUAUUUUACACAAAAACGAUUAACGUGGUGUGGAAUUCACACCACACAGGUUCGAUUUUUUUUUUUAAUGUAAUGUAACAUUCUUGAUCUGGGUGAAAGAAGUUCUGUCUACAACUAACUAACUGAGGUCCCCUGUUGGCUUGUUUUUAUCAUAACAUAAGGAUGGGUGAGUGAGUCUCCUGAAUUAUAGCGCUUUUCCGGUCUAGCAUAAUUUCAAUUUCCGAUCUCUUAUUUUCUAUGAGCUGUGUAUGCCAUUUAACUGUCCCCGGAGCUAGGCGGAAAGUAACAUGUCCAGGGGAACAAGAACCAACGCAAUAAAAAUAAAUCUGACAUUUUUAGACAGCGAAAGCCCUGUAACGGAAAGUCGCACUGUAUUUCUCCCCAAAUAACGUUAAUUUGGAGCAACCCAUUCAGGCCUUCCGUGGUGAGAUGAGAACGCUUGGAACGGGGUGAUGAGUACUUCUGCUCCUGAACAACAGGCGGCGUGCUCACGGACGGACCUAUGAAGAGCGUGCUGCUCUUCCAAACACUCCGCUACCGCAAAACAAGACGCCAGGACAUUAGUUCCCACUACUGUCUCCUGAAAACAAAGACUGCUUAUGCUGUCCUAAAGGGGUUUUAACCAAUAGAUUGAACGAGGCAUGGUUUAAGACUGAAAUUGACAUAUUUUGCGAAUGGCCUGAGAUAAAUACAACGUUUAAAGUUAUUUUUUCUUUUACGUCUAGUGUGUUUUUUCACACAACAAUGUCGUCUCCCGUGGAUUUCCACUCGCAGAUUGCAUCCAUCAUAGAGGUCUUGGCUAACGCGGCCGUUUCCAAGAUCUGCAAGGUUGUGGACGACGGAUAUGCUGUCGUUCAUCUCGAGGUAACUCAGAACCAGAAGGACAACGAGUUCCUCCGCAGGAAGGUCCGACUCCUGGAGCUGCAGGUCGCUAAGUACCGGGCGGAGAGAAUGAUUGGACCCGAGGGGACUGUCCGCUUCCCUGGCGCUCGCAUACUGGGCAGACCGCACCGCGAAGCCCUGGCAGGUCCGUUCCCCCAGGGCCGGCUUCGGGGGCUGGGCCGCUGCCAGAAGACUCCCACCUUACCCCGGGACCAGGACCCCCACCAGCAGGUGGUGACCUCCACCAAGAUGGAGGUUGUGGAGGCGGAGCCUCUGAGGAUCGUGAAGGUGGAAGGGGCGGAUCCUAGCGAGUCAGACCACACCUCCAACAGACCAGACGCCGGCUCGGGGCCGACGCCCCUUGCUGGACCCGAGGAGCCGCGCAGCCAAUCGGAGGUCAGUGGAUCAGAUGCCCUCUCCUUGCUUUUCACCAGCGGCUGCUCACAGGAGCCACUAACAGGAAGUGAUGUCAGAGCGGGUAGUCAGCUGUUUCCUGUCGAGCAGAAAGAGGGACGCCAGAGGCAGACGUGGUCCGACACCACAGCGGCGUUCACUCAAACUCUUUCUUCAUGUGACGACCGUACCGUCGCCGCGGUGAUGGUGGUCGACGACGACGAAGCGGAGGACUAUCUCUGGUCGGGCGGGCUUCAAAAAGAGCAUGAGAGGGGGAGAGAGGAGCAGGGAUGGAGAGAGGAGAGGAGGAGAGAGGAAGAGCAGGGAUGGAGAGGGGAGUCCUUCACCGCAGGUCAUGGGUUCAUUGCGCCAGGACUGUCGCUAUCAGAAAGCCUCCCAGCUAGCUCCGCCCACAAACUCCACUACAGACCCCCGUUGACCCCUGACCCCGGGCGUCUCGCCCCCCACGGCUGCGGCAUCUGCCGCAAGCGCUUCGGCCAGGAGGCGGAGCUACAGAAGCAUGCGGCGUGCCACCGGCGCCGGCGGGCCCACGAGUGCUCGCUGUGCGGGAAGAGCUUUGUUAGCCGAAGCAAGUUGGACGUGCACGGCUACGUGCACACGGGGGAGCGGCCCUUCAGCUGCACCGUCUGCCCCCGGCGCUUCUCCCAUCCCAGCAACCUAAGGAGACACCAGAAGCUCAUGCACAACCACUGACCCCAACUGGGGUCAGUGAUACAGGCAUUACAUCUCCACCCCCCACUGACCUCUGGAGGUGAGUGCACACUAGUGGUCCUCGGGCCUCCCUGUGGGCGUCAGAGACUCAGACAACAUAAGGCUUCAUAGAUCCUUACAGCGCUCGCGCUGCAGCAAUAGGUUUGAUUGUUGAAUGAAGUCUGCUCGUUUGUAUAUCUUUGUACACGAUUUGAAUAAAUCCUAUAAGAUUCUGGUUGUUGGUCUUUUGUGUAAAAAAUAGCGCCUUUCUGAAGAGACAACUACGAUUAAAGUAAGGAAUGAACCACUCAGGGUCUUUCCAUUAUUAGAAAGGAAUGUACGACGGCGGUGGUGAUAUUGAUUGGGAGGCCCCAAUGAAUGUCACAGUACAAUCAUACCCUGCUUAGUGCUUACUGGCCAUCUCGACGACGUUCAUGUCAAUAAUUGAAGUACCAAUUUAUUUAGUAUGAGGUCACACUGAAGAUGAGCCUACGGCCCACUGGUGAAAGACCGUGGAGUUGCAUUAUUAUGUAUGUUACCAACUGGAUGUGAGUGGGCCACAGUUUGUAAAAGUUUAUCGCCAAAGGUCUUGCCAAGGAGAAGCCAACCAAUCUUCUAGUUGGCCACUUUUAGUCAAAACACAAGACAGAGGCAAAAGUUAGCAGCAAUUUAUUGAAGUUUCAUCAAAAACCGUUCAUAUUUUACAAUUACCAAUCAACCAAACAAACAAAGAGAUGAAAGUGUAUUCUAGUGUUAUGAUUCCAAAUGGCUGCCGACCCUUACACCAAUGCCGUCACACCUUAAACAAAUCAAACACAAAAGGAUGAAAUGUUAAACCAUUUGGUUGGUAAAGAGAUGAUGGAUUUCAAACGGCACAAUCUUUCAACUUCAAGGGUGCUGUCUAGAAUGCUGUCUACAUGUCCAUAGAGGCUGUGUUUAUAGAGGCUAUAUAUGCGUUUAUAGAGGCUCUAUAUAUGUGUCUGUUUAUAUAGGCUCUAUAUCCAUACACAUGUUUAUAGAGGCUCUAUGUGUUCAUAGAGGUUCCAUGUUUUGAAGAGCUUCUAUUGCCUCGUUUCCACCGAGCUGUGCGGUUUAUAGAAGCUCAGUUUUUAUAGAGGCUCGAUAUAUUAGUGUUUAUUGAGGCUCUAUAUCUGUGUUCUGGGUUAAAAGAGGCUCUAUGUUAUUGCGGGUCUGUGUUCAUAGAGGCUCUAUAUUGGUUUAUAGAAGCCCAAAUGGGAUUAUAUAGGCUCUAUAUUGGUUUAUAAAUACUCUGUUUAUAAUGAAUCUAUGUUUAAGAACUCUUACCAUAGGAGGACUUGCACUGUUUGAGGACCUCGCUGAACCCUUCACAAAGGCUGAGGUCGCCCUGGGUCGUCGCACAGUCCAGGAACUGCCUCACCUCAUAGUGGCAGGGUCCGGAAGCAGCGGGGGCCGGCCUGGGGGCCUCCUGCAAAUUACUUUGAGUUAGUCGCU
Molecule: messenger RNA, 3558 nt
Organism: Gadus chalcogrammus (walleye pollock)
Lineage: Eukaryota; Metazoa; Chordata; Actinopteri; Gadiformes; Gadidae
Product: zinc finger and SCAN domain-containing protein 5B-like
Exons: 3
Coding region: 844-2088 (414 amino acids)
Biological process (GO): regulation of transcription by RNA polymerase II
Cellular component (GO): nucleus
Molecular function (GO): RNA polymerase II transcription regulatory region sequence-specific DNA binding; DNA-binding transcription factor activity, RNA polymerase II-specific
Source: RefSeq, a predicted model, not a curated record